This is a messenger RNA of Betta splendens (Siamese fighting fish), 5549 nucleotides long. RefSeq names its product eukaryotic translation initiation factor 2 alpha kinase 4 (gene eif2ak4). The record is from RefSeq and is a predicted model, not a curated record. The coding region runs from base 298 to 5250 and encodes 1650 amino acids. NCBI's taxonomy places the organism in Eukaryota, Metazoa, Chordata, Actinopteri, Anabantiformes, Osphronemidae. Gene Ontology annotation, biological process: DNA damage checkpoint signaling; regulation of translational initiation by eIF2 alpha phosphorylation. Gene Ontology annotation, molecular function: ATP binding; protein binding; eukaryotic translation initiation factor 2alpha kinase activity. The transcript is spliced from 39 exons. Gene Ontology annotation, cellular component: cytosol.
CCCUCUAGAUGUCAUUUCGGAGAACGCGGCGUGAUGACGUUUCACCUGCGACGCGCCUUCGCUGGCGUAAGAGCCACGCGCGGGUUCCAGCGUUGUUGAUAUGGCCUGUGUGACAAGUUAGCAACGACCCAGAAGUUAAAACGUCUCAACCUUGGGCCCCGCCGCAGGUUUGAGCUCCCACAGUAACGGAGAAGCGGCGCUGCUAGCGGGCCGUGUUCCGCCCGGUUCCGGGCUGCAGGGAGCGCGACGGGGCGGCGGGACGGGGCGGCGGGACGGCCAUGUAGCCGAGGCAGAAGCAUGAGCAGGUCAGAGGGGACGGACGACUACACGGUGCAGCAGGAGAACGAGCUAGAAGCCCUCGCGUCUAUCUUCGGAGAUGACUUCCAGGACCUGCGCGACAAGGAUCCGUGGAAGGUUAAAAGGCCUCCUGAGGUGCACCUCUGCCUGCGGCCCAACGGGCUCAACCACGGACAGCAGUGCCACGUGACCGUGGACCUGCAGGUCAAAUGUCCACCCACGUACCCAGACGUGCCUCCGGAGCUGGAGCUGAACAACGCCAAAGGUCUCUCACAUGAAAAUCUCCACAACCUUCAGAGUGAACUCACCAAACUGGCAGCGGCGCGAUGUGGGGAGGUGAUGAUUUACGAGCUAGCGGACCAUGUCCAGGGCUUCCUGAGCGAGCACAACAAGCCUCCGUCAUGCUCCUUCCACGAGGAGAUGCUGAAGAACCAGCAGAGGCAGCAAGAGAAGCGAGCCCAGGAGGAGCAGCAGAGGAUGGACCAGCGGCGCAAACGGGAGGAGGAGAUGGAGAAGGAGAUCAUGGCUGUGAUCCAAAAAAGAGAAGAGGAGAAACGUGAGGAGAAGAGGAGAAAGGAAAUGGCCAAACAGGAGCGUCUCGAGUGCAUGGAGCAGCCGGUGUCUGGGAACCCCUCCCCAUUGGGCAAAAGCCCACCCAGCCCAGGAGGAGCUCCUCCCGAAGCAGCCGAGCCCAAGAGAGUGUGUAACCGGCGUCGGACUACCUCCAACUCACGCUUCAGACGUGACACAUUUAAUGAAGAAAAUCAUCGCUCACAGGAGCUUCUUCACUUCACCAGCACUAUAUUUGGAGAAUUUGUUGUUCACAGAGGAAAAAGUUUAGGUGUGAGCGAGAGGCUCGGCCGUAACGUUUACUACGGGUUUGAGGCAAACUCAGGCGACUUCGCUGUGAUCUACGAGUGGUCUCUGCACUGGAACAAGAAGAUGGGCAAGUUCUUCACCAGCCAAGAGAAGGGGAAGAUUGAGAGCUGUAAAAAGCAGAUCCACGGGGCAGAAGCUGAGUUCAACUCCCUGCUGAGGCUGGAUCACCCAAACCUGGUGCAUUACAUGGCCCUGAGCUCCACAGAGAAGGAUGACUGCCUGCAGGUUAAUCUGCUGGUGGAGCAUGUCUCUGCAACCAACCUGAACCAAAGUCUGACGAACCACAACCCGGUCCCUCUGGACAAACUCUGCCAUUACACGGCCCAGCUGCUGGCCGCUCUGGACUACCUCCACUCCAACUCCGUGGUCCACAAGCAGCUGGGGCCCUCCAGCGUGCUGGUGGACUCUGAGGGCAACGUUCGGCUGACAGACUACAGCUUAUCCAAGCGAUUCGCCGACAUCUGUAAAGAAGACAUUUUCGAGCAGGUCCACGUACGUUUCUCGGAGGACACGGCGAUGCCGACGAAAGCGGGCAAGAAAGGGGACGUGUGGAACCUGGGCCUGAUGCUGCUGGCCCUGAGCCAGGGGAAAGAGAUGAAGGAGUAUCCGGUGACGGUGCCUACGAGCCUGCCUGCUGACUUCCAGGACUUCCUCCACAAAUGUUUGUGUCUGAUCGAUGCUGAGCGCUGGACAGCCCAGCAGCUCUUGGAGCACUCCUUCCUCAAACCUCCAUCACCUAAAAACCUCCCACAGUUCCACGAUGCCAGCCCAGAAGAUCUGGCUGUGGACUUUGCGUCAUCAGUCAUCCCUCGGAGCCACAUCCUCAAUGCUCCGUUCAGCUCCGGGGUGCAGAGGCAGUUUUCCCGCUACUUCAAUGAGUUUGAGGAGCUGCAGCUCCUUGGGAAAGGAGCCUUUGGUGCUGUCAUUAAGGUCCAGAACAAACUAGACGGUUGUUACUACGCUGUGAAACGCAUCCAGGUCAACCCCGCUAGCAAGCAGUUCAGGCGCAUCAAAGGCGAGGUGACGCUGCUCUCCCGCCUCAACCACGAGAACAUCGUCCGCUACUACAACGCGUGGAUCGAGCGGCACGAGAUGCCGUCGGCCGGGGUGCUGAGCACCACCGACAGCUCGGAGCCCCGCAGCACCGACAGGCCUGCUCAGUGCAGGGCUCGCUUCAACGAGCUCGGCCUCCCCGACGACGUGGAGGACGUGGCUCCACCGCCAGCCCUGUCCAGCUCCGUGGAGUGGUCCACCUCCAUCGAGAGGUCCUCCAGCGCCAAGUGCAGGGGGCACCAGUCCAGUGACGACGAGGACGAUGAGGACGAUGAUGACGAAGAUGUGUUUGGUGCCUCUUUUUUGCCGUCAGACAGUGACUCGAGGAGUGACAUCAUCUUCGACAAUGGCGACGAAAGCGCAGAUGAGAUAUCGCAGGUGGAGCCGAGCAAAAGGCCGGCGACCGACGCAACGGAGAGCACGGAGUCGGACCAGUCUCUCCUCAUAGCACAUUACUUGUACAUACAAAUGGAAUACUGUGAAAAGAGCACUUUAAGAGACACCAUAGACCACGGCCUGCACCAGGACCAGAACCGGCUGUGGAGACUCUUCAGAGAAAUACUGGAUGGUCUGGCUUAUAUCCACGAGCAGGGGAUGAUUCACAGGGACCUGAAGCCUGUCAACAUCUUCCUUGACUCACAGGAUCAUGUGAAGAUUGGAGAUUUUGGCCUGGCUACCGACCAUCCUGCUAAUGUGGCUGCAGGAACAUUUGAGGUGGAGGAUAGUGGCUCUGCAUUGAUGCAUAAGCCAGACCCAACAGGUAACAUGACGGGGAUGGUCGGUACUGCUCUGUACGUCAGCCCAGAGGUUCAAGGGAACACCAAAGCCACCUACAACCAAAAAGUUGACUUGUACAGCCUUGGCAUCAUCCUCUUUGAGAUGUCCUACAGACCCAUGACCACGGGGGCCGAGCGCAUCUCUGUGCUGAGUCAGCUACGCGUGGAGCCCAUCACCUUCCCUGAGGAUUUUACUGCGUACGAGCAAGGAACACAGGGAAAGGUGAUCCAGUGGCUGCUGAUCCACGACCCCGCCCUGCGGCCCACCGCCCAGGAGCUGCUGAAGAGUGAGCUGCUGCCUCCGCCUCAGAUGGAGGAGUCAGAGCUGCACGAGGUGCUGCAGCACACCAUGGCCAACAUCAACGGCAAGGCCUACCGCACCAUGGUGGCUCAGCUGUUUGCUCAGAACACCUCACACGUCAUGGAUUACGCAUAUGACAUCGAUCUACACAAGGGCAACUUCAGCUUGAACAGCGCCAAAUUGCAGCAGCAUGUGUACGAAACAAUCAGCAGAAUCUUCAAGAAGCAUGGUGCCGUGCGCCUCCAGACGCCGCUGCUCCUCCCCAAAAACAAGACGCUGUACGACACCGGCGAGCUGGCCUGCUUCAUGGACCACAGCGGGAUGCUGGUGACGCUGCCCUAUGACCUGCGUAUGGCGUUUGCAAGAUUUGUCGCUCGCAAUAACAUAACGCAUCUAAAAAGGUACAGCAUUGAACGCGUGUUCCGGCCCAGGAAGCCUGAUCGCAUGCACCCGCGGGAGCUCACGGAAUGUGCCUUCGACAUCAUCACGCCCGUCAGCAACAGCCUGCUCCCCGAUGCCGAGACCAUUUACACCAUCUCUGAAAUAGUUCAGGAGUUCACUGCGCUCCAGGAGAGGAACUACAACAUUUAUCUGAACCACACCAGCUUGUUGAAGGCCAUCCUGCUCCACAGUGGGGUCCCUGAGGACAAACUGAACCAGGCCUCCAACGUGCUGUGUGAUGCCAUGUGUGAAAGGCUGACCAAACGUGAGGUGGAGGCAAAGUUCUGCAACUUUUCACUGUCAACCAACAGCUUGCAGACGCUGUACAAGUACAUAGAGCAGAAGGGGAAUCUGCAGGACUUGGCGCCGCUGCUGACAUCGCUCACCAAACAGAAGACAGCCGUCACCCAGCUGGCCAAGCAGGGCCUCAAGGACCUGGAGGAGAUCACGGUGCUACUGCGCAGGCUGGGAGUCAAGAUGCAGGUGGUGAUUAACUUGGGCUUAGUGUACAAAGUGCAGCACCACUCUGGAGUCAUCUUCCAGUUUGUGGCUUUCAUCAGGAAACGCAAGCGGACUGUACCCGAUAUAGUGGCUGCUGGAGGGCGCUACGAUCACGUGAUCCUUGGGUUUCGAGGGCCUGCUUCUACGUCCCCGGUCCCCUCUGCGGUGGGGGCCAGUGUGGCGCUUGACAAAGUGUGUGCUGCCAUUGCCAACAUGGAGGAGCCGCCGUCGGUGAUCUCCUGCGACGCCUUAGUGGUCCCUGUGGGUCAUUCGUCCUUGCCUCGAGCCAUCAACGUCGUCCAGAAGCUGUGGAGCACUGGCGUCUCUGCAGACAUCGCUUAUGACGUCUCUCAGUCUCAGGAGACGCUGCUGGAUCACUGCAAACUGGCUGGCAUCACCUGCUUGGCUCUGGUCUCUGACAAGGAAGGCCACUACGUGAAGGUAAAAUCCUUUGAGAAGGACAGACAGUCUGAGAAACGCAUCCCAGAGUCAGACCUGGUCGACCACAUCAUUCAGAAAUGUCGGACCAAAUUCUUUGAUGAGAGAAACAUCAGAGAAAUCUCUGAAAGCAUGACUCCGAACCCCAAAGGAUCCCAGCUCAACACCACAGGCUCUUCAGAGCAGCAUGGGGGCAGCAGCACCAUGAAUAUGAACGUGAACGUCAUCAGCCCAGAGAAAGUGUCGUCCAGUGCCAGACGGCGCUAUGAGACGCAGAUCCAAACCAGAUUACAAAAUCUUGGUAGUAAUUUGCAGAACAAGAGCAAUGACAUCGAGGUUCUGGCAGUGGACCUGCAGAAGGAAACCCUGAUCAACUUCCUGUCCCUGGAGUUCGACAGCGAGGAGCAGUUCAACAGCAGCGUGAAGACCCUGCUGUCCCGUCUGCCGAAGCAGCGCUACCUGAAGUCCAUCUGUGAGGAGAUCCACCACUUCAAACUCACCAAAAGGGUGGCUGUGCUGGUGCUCUACAGCUACAGGGACGAUUACUACAAGAUCCUUCUCUGAAACCAACGGACUGAGUGUCGACCCGGCGGUUACGGACCCACGGAACCUGUGAGCUCAACAUCACAAUGAUUCUUCCUGAGUAGUAACUGUAGCUGUGCAGCUGUUCAGUCCAAACUAUUACUGUUAAUUCCCAGUGUUUCGUGGUCCUCUGAAACCAAGUAGACAAGAUGUUUACUGGACUUUAUUGCCUUAAUAGAAUUUGAUAGAAAGGGCUUUUUACUGAACACAGGGAUGAUUUUACUUUUCUGAUAACCAUUGAGGUGGAGAUUAGGAAUAAAUCAUAAUUUUCCAACAUGCAA